Messenger RNA from Chelonia mydas (Green sea turtle), 1251 nucleotides. Its product is annotated as putative olfactory receptor 2B8. Gene Ontology annotation, cellular component: membrane. The coding region runs from base 1 to 1251 and encodes 416 amino acids. Gene Ontology annotation, biological process: G protein-coupled receptor signaling pathway. NCBI's taxonomy places the organism in Eukaryota, Metazoa, Chordata, Testudines, Cheloniidae. The transcript is spliced from 3 exons. The record is from RefSeq and is a predicted model, not a curated record. Gene Ontology annotation, molecular function: olfactory receptor activity; G protein-coupled receptor activity.
AUGCAUGGCAAAGGGGAACGGGAAGAUGGAAACCAAAGCUCCUUGGGGGAAUUCAUCCUGCUAGGGGUGUCUGACCGGCCGCAGUUGGAGCUGCUGCUCUUUGUGCUCAUCUUAAUCUGCUACACCAUGACCUUGCUUGGAAACACCACCAUCAUCGUGGUCUCCUGGCGAGACCCCCAUCUCCACACGCCCAUGUAUUUCUUCCUCAGCAACCUCUCUUUCCUGGACCUCUGCUACACCACCAGCAUUGGCCCCCAGAUGCUGGUGAACUUCCGCAGCACCCGAAAAUCCAUCUCCUGGGCUGGCUGUGUGGCCCAGCUCUACAUCUCCCUCUCUCUGGGCGGCACCGAGUGCCUCCUGCUGGCCGUCAUGGCCUACGACCGCUAUACUGCCAUCUGCCAGCCUCUGCACUACACAAUCAUCAUGAGUCGCCACCUCUGCCUGCAGCUGGCAGCCACCUCCUGGUUGUGUGGCUUCGUCAACUCCAUCCUGCAGACCAUCCUGACGCUGCAGCUGCCCCGGUGUGGGCGGAACCAAAUCGAGCACUUCUUCUGCGAGGUACCGGCCCUGCUCAAGCUGGCCUGUGUCGAUACCUCUGCCUAUGAGGCCGAGCUCCUCGCCAGCUCGGUGAUUUUCCUGCUGGUUCCACUGGGCAUCAUCCUGGUCUCCUACGGCUACAUCAGCACCGCCGUGCUGAGGAUUCACUCGGCCCAGGGCAGGCUCAAGGCCUUCAACACUUGUACCUCCCACUUGGCCGUGGUGUCACUCUUCUAUGGCACGGCCAUUUCUACGUAUCUACAGCCUCCAUCCAGCUACUCUCAGGCCCGAGGUAAGAUGGUCUCUCUCUUCUACACCAUGGUGACCCCCAUGCUCAACCCCCUCAUCUACACACUGAGGAACAAGGAGGUGCACAGGGCCCUGUGGAGGGCACUGGGGAGAAAUGUGACAGCCCAGGGACCUGAAGAAGAUCAUGUGGAUUUUGUGGAAGAGUAUCUCAAAGUCCAGGCCAGAUCCACAGUGAAGUUCAUGGCAACAGCUGACAAGCCAGAUGUAGAGAAGACAUUUCAGCUUCUCUUAGAGGUGUAUGGAGACAAAGUGCCCAUUGGAACCAGACGUAAGGAAUUCUAUGAGCUGACACAGAAUCCAGGUGGGACCAUUUGGGCCUACUCAUAUGAGCUCCAGGAGAGAAUGAGCCAGGUUUUCCAGCAGUCGCCUUUCUUGGGUGGCGAAUCAGUGAAGAACGAACUAUGA